AUGGCUCGACCAUUGGCAAAGACAGACAGUAUCGUCAUUGUUGGCGCAGGGGUGUUUGGCCUGAGUACUGCUCUCCACCUAGCAGCGAGAGGCUAUACCAACGUCACUGUCUUUGACGUACAGCCCUAUGAAACUACAAAGUAUGACUACAUCUCAGGCUGUGAUUCUGCUUCUGCCGACAUGAACAAGAUUAUCCGGUCUGCAUAUGGCGAACAAACAGAAUACCAAGACCUUUCUAGAGAAGCUAUCGAGUGCUGGGAGGAGUGGAACCAACAGAUCAGCACGGGCAGAUGCGUGCCUGACGGAAUGACUAGAGCAGAUAAGGUCUUCAUCAACAACGGCCAUCUCUCGUUGACUGACCGAGAUGAACUUCCGGAAUUUGAGAAAGCAACCAUCAGAAAUAUGGAGCGAGCGGGCUUUAACGACACACAGCUCAUCACAACUGACAGCCAGCACGAGGAAAUUGCCAUUGAGAGAGGCUUUGGCUAUGCAAUGGAUCCCUUUGAACGCAAAUCAAAAGGCAAAAGCUACCUCGGUGUUCUAGACACGACCGGCGGGAUCGCAAUUGCAGAUAGAGCGUGUCGUUUCGCCCUGCACAAGGCAAAGGAGAUGGGUGUUCGCUUCGUCCUGCAUCCUGACGCCGGUCGUUUUGAGGCAUUCUGCUACGACGAUCGACAAAAAGUUGCGGGGAUUAGGAUGAGAGACGGCCAAAAACACCUUGCAUCGAAGGUCAUUAUGGCGUGCGGUGGGUGGACACCAUCACUGAUCCCAGACCUCGACGGUAUCUGCGAAACGACAGCUGGGUCAGUGGUGAUGUUGAAAAUCCCACCAAAAUCACCUCUUUUCGAACGGUUCGAUCCAGAGAGGUUCCCGUCUUGGUCAUAUAGAAUGCGAGAUGGGGCCAUUGGUGGUCUCUAUGGCUUUCCCCGAGAUGAAAGAGGGUACAUGAAGAUUGGGUAUAGAGGCACCAAAUAUACCAAUCCUACGAUACAAUCAGACGGCAAGGAGCGCAGUGUGCCCGUCACAAGAUAUACAGCCGUUGAGAAGAUUACCCAACUCCCCAAGCAAGCGUUGACAGUCGUCAAGUCUUUCAUCAGAGAGUUUCUCCCAGAAAUGGUCGAGGAAGGGAUCGAUAUCCAGUUGACCCGACUAUGUUGGUACACGGACUCUUUCGACAACCACUAUCUCAUCGACACCUUGCCUGGUCAAGAGUCGGUGCUGGUCGCGACAGGCGGCAGCGGACAUGCCUUCAAGUAUCUUCCCAAUAUUGGCAAGUGGGUAGUCGACAUCAUCGAGGGAGUUGAUAUGGAUCGCCAAUUGGUCAGAAGUUGGAAAUGGAGGACAUUGCAAGCAGGUCAACAACCUGUGAAUGUUCUCAUGGAGGGUAGUAGUGGUUCCAGAGCGCUCAAGAACGUGGAAAUGUCUACCGACGAUGAUUUGAAGCUAUCUUCUUGA
This is a messenger RNA of Fonsecaea nubica, 1455 nucleotides long. RefSeq lists its product as hypothetical. Gene Ontology annotation, molecular function: sarcosine oxidase activity; flavin adenine dinucleotide binding. The record is from RefSeq and is a predicted model, not a curated record. The transcript has a single exon. The coding region runs from base 1 to 1455 and encodes 484 amino acids. NCBI's taxonomy places the organism in Eukaryota, Fungi, Ascomycota, Eurotiomycetes, Chaetothyriales, Herpotrichiellaceae.